This is a messenger RNA of Chaetomium fimeti, 2356 nucleotides long. RefSeq lists its product as uncharacterized. NCBI's taxonomy places the organism in Eukaryota, Fungi, Ascomycota, Sordariomycetes, Sordariales, Chaetomiaceae. The record is from RefSeq and is a predicted model, not a curated record. Gene Ontology annotation, molecular function: GTPase activator activity; protein binding. Gene Ontology annotation, cellular component: cytoplasm. The transcript is spliced from 4 exons. The coding region runs from base 289 to 2328 and encodes 679 amino acids.
AAAGCAGCCUCUUUUGCCGUUUCUUACCCGGAAAACUGUCAAAGAGCGGCAGCUUCUCGAGCGGCAGGCUUGUCGGCAGGCGCCGUUGAUUGAUGAAUUGGCGGCCCCUCCACCCCCGACCCAACCCCCUGAACCCUGGUCCUGUGGUGGGACAAGUCGCGUGGGUCCCGGUCGAGUGGCCCGCCCCAAACCUCCUACCAUCACACAAAGCAACUUUGAACUUGAAACUUUGCGCCGUCUUUCGACUUUUGGUAUCGGAGGACAAGCAAAAUCUCCGUUGUACGCAUCAUGUCCGCACUAAGCAAGCGCCAGCAGGCGCGCAACGAAAAGGGCUUACAAGACCUCCUCCAUAACGUUGCCGGCAACAACUUUUGCGCCGACUGUCAAGGAAGGAAUCCUGGUUGGGCAUCAUGGAGCUUGGGCAUCUUCCUGUGCAUGCGAUGCGCCACCAUCCACCGCAAGUUGGGCACCCACGUGUCCAAGGUGAAGUCGCUGAGUAUGGAUAGCUGGACCAACGAGCAGGUCGACAACAUGCGGAAAGUCGGCAACGUCGUGUCUAACAAACUGUACAACCCCGACAACAAGAACCCGCCCGUGCCGAUCGAUGCCGACGAAGCUGACGGCGCAAUGGAGCGAUUCAUCCGGCAAAAGUACAUCGCCCGCACCCUGUCGGUCGGCAAGCGGCGGCCCGGAGGGGACUCGGACGACACCCCACCCCCGCUUCCUCCGAAGACGCCGAGCCGGUUCGGCCUCCGCUCCGCUUCCUCCAUAUUUCCCCUCGGGUCCAAGGCCAAAAAGGCGGCCGGGCACGAACCAACCAGCCCGCAAGGCUCGCAAGGCUCGCAAAUCCAGCCGCCGCCUCGGAGCAGCUCGUCGGGGUUAUUCGGUGUGAGCGUCGAGCGCGACCGGGCAGAGGGAGAUGAAACAGAGCAGAAACUCGCCAAACUCCGCGACAUGGGUUUUAUGGACGACCAGAAGAACUCGAUGGUGCUAAAGGGGGUGGGCGGGAGCCUGGAGAAGGCAAUCGAGGCGUUGGUGCGGCUGGGGGAAGGGGGUGGGAGGGCGGCGGCACACUUGACGCCUGCGAGGGCCGCGACGAUGCCGGUAACCCGAAGCCUCACAUCCGGGGCAAACACGGAAGCCGCCCGUACUCGUCCAAUAAGCCCGGCCAGCACAAAUCCGUUCGACAUGCUCGACACCCCGCCUCCACCACAGCCGCUCUCUUCGCAGUCGACGGGCACCUUGCAGACCAAGAACCCUUACCUCUCGACGAACCCGUUCGGCGCGCCGCAGCAAGCUCCUUCGGCACUCGAUCUGGCCUUCCAGAACAUGUCAUUGGCGCCACCGUCGCACCAGCCUCUGUUUCCUCACCACACGGGCGGUUUAGCACAGCAACAAAACACGCAGCAACACAACGCGCAGGUGCUCUACCAGCAGCAGAUGAAUGGUCCGCUGACAGCCCCGCUGCCGACGGCGCCACAGGGUUACUCCGGCAUGACCAUGAACGGCAGCCAGACGUAUCCCCAACCGAUGCAGCCAGCCACGACCGGGUACAAUCCCUUCUUCCCCGCCCAGCCACAGCAACAGCCGCUGUCGGUCAACACGGCCCAGUUUGGUGGUAACAUGAGCGGCAAUCCCUUCACCCGGUCACCCACGAGGAUCCAGUCGCCAACCCUCUCACAAAUCCCCGAGCAAACACAACAAAACUUCUAUGCACAACCGGCGCAAUCGGCGCAACCUAUGCAACCGCAGGUGUCCAAUCCCUUUUUCAGCCAGAUGACACCACCCGCGCAGCAGUAUCCGGGCCAGAUGCAGCAGAUGCAAAUGCCCCAGCAUCAGCAGCAGCAGCAGCAGCAGCAGCAGAUGCCCCAGUACAUGGGGAUGGCUCCACAAAUGACCGGCUACAUGCAGCAGCAGCAGCCACCGCGGCCCGAUAAAGCAUCAAUCAUGGCGCUGUACAACCACGCCCAACCAGCACCCGCCCAGACCCCGUUCCAGACCCAGGGCGCCGGACAAACCACCACACCGGCACAGACCCCCAACUCCCUAUUCCCGUCCCAGACCUUUCCCCAGCAGCCACAGCAACAGCAACAGCAGCAGCAGCCGCAGCAACUAGUCCCGCAACCACAGCAGCAGCAGCAGGUACCGCACCCAACCCCUGUGAGCCCGGGGACGAUGAGCAAGAACCCGUUCAUGACGGCGGGAGCGGCAGCGGCGCCGAAGCAUAAUGUGAGCCGGGACAGCAUGAUGGCGGUGGGUUUGGAGUGGUCGAAUGGGCGGCAUAGCCCGGAUGCGUUUGCUAGCUUGAGCGCGAGGGAUACGCGCUGAUUUGGCUGGGGGGUAUCAAGGGAUGGGG